Messenger RNA from Trichophyton rubrum CBS 118892, 1023 nucleotides. RefSeq lists its product as uncharacterized. The transcript has a single exon. Gene Ontology annotation, biological process: G protein-coupled receptor signaling pathway. Lineage: Eukaryota; Fungi; Ascomycota; Eurotiomycetes; Onygenales; Arthrodermataceae. The record is from RefSeq and is a predicted model, not a curated record. The coding region runs from base 1 to 1023 and encodes 340 amino acids. Gene Ontology annotation, cellular component: cytoplasm. Gene Ontology annotation, molecular function: guanyl-nucleotide exchange factor activity; G-protein alpha-subunit binding.
AUGACACCGAUACUGAUCUGUUACUUCUCUGAAAGACUAACACCAGUACAGCACAUAUAUCGACAUUCCAAGCAGUUCUCCAAGGGGAAAAAGAAGAAGCUUACUCCCAUCGACGAACUCGCUCUCUCAGAGACCCUCAAGCUGAUGUUUAAUAUUACAAACUACUACCCUCAUCAAGUUGCAGCAUUCUCGCCGUCAAUACCCCACAUACUCAAAAUUUUAAGUCGCAUUGAGAUACCAACUCCACCGCUGCAGGCUCCAGUCAACUAUCUGGUCAACUCAUUGCUUAACUUAGAUCUCGCGGCGGAGAAAAGCAAGCCAUUCAGCACUAAUCCACUCUUCCCAAAAUUUGACCAGAACUGCAAUGUGGAUAAACUGAUUAAUAUCCUUGACCAGGCGGUAGCCAUGCAUAAGCCAUCUGAUCUAGAGACUCUCGCAGUUCCACUACUCACUCUCCUGAGGAAGAUAUACUCGUUUGCCCCGGAAGGCCCGAGAAAAUACAUGGAAUGGCUUCUACUUCCUGAAGAUAACGAUCGUGAUCUACCUAUAGGGCAAUCCAAUACACUCUCAUCCCGCUUACUACGGUUAUCAACAUCUCCCGUAGCGCCUAGCCUGCGAGACGGCAUUUCUGCACUCAUGUUCGAGUUAUCCGGAAGCAAUGCCAGUGAAUUUGUGAGGAAUGUAGGGUACGGUUUUGCUGCCGGCUUCCUCAUGUCUCAUGAUAUGGCUAUCCCUGAAAGUGCAAAGGAAGCCUACAGCUCCAAAGGUAACAAGGAACUUAAUUCGGCCAUCAAUCCGAUUACUGGUCAACGUUUCGAUGCUGAGCCUGUGGACAAUGGGCCUGAGAUGACUGAGGAAGAGAAGGAGCGAGAAGCUGAGAGACUCUUUGUGCUUUUUGAGAGGUACUGUCUCCUAGAUUCCAAAACUCUUUUGACUAUAACACCGUUUGAUUAUGGAACUGAUGGGAUUGCCGUUGCUGACUAUCCUACCUUCUUACAGGCUACGUGCUACAGGAGUUGUUAA